GGCAAACUCAUAACCGCUAACCGCCAACCUUCGCCCCACAAAAACCGCACUUCAGGUCGAAGUUUCAGCUAACCGUCAUGAAUCCUGUUUUACUGCCGCAGUAAAUUUUUCUCAUAUAAGUGAACGGAGGAAAAUGACAUGCAAGUGUUGGUAAUAUCUUAUAAUAUAGCAUUUCGGCACUAUCCACAGUGGAGAAACAAUAUUCUAAAGUAACCUUAAUACCAACCUUCUACUCCACAACCACCCCAUUCUAUCCCCCUCAAUUCCACCUCAAACCCUCUCAUCUCACCUCAUCAUGCCCUUCCUCACAAACAAACCACUCGUAUCCUCAACCCUCCACCAAACCCGCACACGCAGUAACACCGACCCCAAGCCCCCCAAAUCACAUUCCAAUUCCGCAUCCAUAGACUCGGGAUAUGCAAGCGGCUGGGGAACCAUCCAUUUCUGUUCCAAAGGACCAUUUACAUCUCGACGAACCUCCAUAUUCACCGACGAACAUCUAACGUGCGAGGGACAUCCUGUAAUUUUCGAGUAUGGGGAAGACAUCAAGGUAUUUUAUAUCGGGGAGGCAAGGAUCGCGAAUUUGAGGGAUAGAAUGGGACAGAGUCGAGAGGUUUUAAUUGGGAAGUCGGGAAGGAAAAGUAAAUCGGGGAAUAAGUAUAGGAAUGUAAAUGGGGCGAGUCGUCGAGAUAGUCAGAUAUCGGGAAAAUUCUUCCAGAGGCCAGAACCGGUUCGAAGGGGAAAGAUGGUGAAGGAUGAGAGGGGCCGUGUGAGAGCGGUGUAUGAAGAUGAGGAACCGAUUGAUUUGGGGAGGAGAAUUGCGAGGGAAUCUAUUAGAGAUAUCUCGACUUGUGAGUGCAUGCGUAUUGUGUUCUUGGCAGGGGCAUGGCAAUGAGUUAACAUGGAUUUAGUUCUCAAAGUGCCGUUGGUGCCUGAAAAAAGUGCAAUAGACGGAGAAAGUGAACAUGGUGUCAGAGCUCUGUGGAAUUGGGGAUUUGGAAAUUAAUGGGAGUGUUGGGCUUUGAUGCUUUCAUGCCAAAAAGGGGUCGCGGAAGCGAGUAAAAUUGGUGUUCGGGGUUUGGAGGCUUACUGGGUAUACCCUGGGGAUUGGGUUAUCUUAUUGUUAGCGAAUAUACGAUAGUGAUUUAACUAGUUCUGUGA
Messenger RNA from Botrytis cinerea B05.10, 1161 nucleotides. RefSeq lists its product as hypothetical. The transcript has a single exon. The record is from RefSeq and is a predicted model, not a curated record. Bases 296 to 895 code for a protein of 199 amino acids. NCBI's taxonomy places the organism in Eukaryota, Fungi, Ascomycota, Leotiomycetes, Helotiales, Sclerotiniaceae.